AUGAGGUCUACCUGUAACCCUCACAGGUUGCCCUAUCUCCAUCCUGGUUCAGCCCACCCCACCGACUUUACAGGCCUCUCCGGACAUCAUGGAAAAGCUAUUCGGAUAACAUGCGCCGCUUGGUAUCUGGUAUUAUCCUUGCUUGCGGAGCCAUCGUCGUUCUGUAGGAAGUGGAGGGAAAUUCGGGACCUUGGGGAUAUCAGCAAUAAAAGGAGUGCUACUGCAUUCGAAGCUUCGAAGGAGCAUCAUGGAAAGAUAGCGACGGACUUCCGGCACGAGAGAUCCUGCACGAACAUUGAUUACAAGAGUUGCCAGCUCUUCGUGACCCUCAGUACAAGUCCAGGCUUUAGCAGUGCCUUCGACGCGUCGCCUCCCAUAGGACACCGCGCUGCAGUUGCCACCCCUCGCUCCGGCAUCAUCCAUGCGCCAUCCGUCAGACUAUAUCGUGUACAUCUUGGUGAACGGAGAACUCCACGUCAACGGAGCUCAGAGGCAUUGUUUUCUCUGGCCUAG
Messenger RNA from Marasmius oreades (fairy-ring Marasmius), 513 nucleotides. RefSeq lists its product as uncharacterized. The transcript has 3 exons. NCBI's taxonomy places the organism in Eukaryota, Fungi, Basidiomycota, Agaricomycetes, Agaricales, Marasmiaceae. Bases 1 to 513 code for a protein of 170 amino acids. The record is from RefSeq and is a predicted model, not a curated record.